Ochotona princeps (American pika) is the source of this 4108-nucleotide messenger RNA. It is a transcript of the gene PRKD2, whose product is annotated as protein kinase D2. The record is from RefSeq and is a predicted model, not a curated record. Lineage: Eukaryota; Metazoa; Chordata; Mammalia; Lagomorpha; Ochotonidae. Gene Ontology annotation, molecular function: ATP binding; protein serine/threonine kinase activity. The transcript is spliced from 19 exons. Bases 293 to 2914 code for a protein of 873 amino acids. Gene Ontology annotation, biological process: protein phosphorylation.
GCCGGGAACGCCCCCUCCCCUGCGCUCCGCGAUCCCCGAGCCAACUCGGCUCCAACUUUUCGCCACCCGUGAGAUUCUUCCCUCUCCACCCCGGCUCCGGGGACCCCCUUCUUCCAUCCCCGGGAUCCACUCCAUCCCUGCUCUCCCUUCUCUAAGGCUCCCUCCAUCCUCGCCUCCCCGCGCUCGGAUCCCCGCGCUCCGGGCACCUCUCCAACGCCCGGGUCCCCCGCCCCGACCCCGGGUCCCCCGCCAGCCAGAGCCCGGGUGGGCGCCGGGUCCUGCACCUCCCCGCAUGGCCGCCGCCCCUUCCCAUCCCGCUGGCCUCCCAGGCUCUCCCGGGCCGGGGUCUCCUCCUCCCCCGGGCGCCCUGGACGUGCAGUCGCCAUCCGCGCUGCUGACCCCGGCCCCGGGCCCCGGGGGCGUCUCCUUCCACAUCCAAAUCGGACUGACCCGCGAGUUCGUGCUGUUGCCCGCCGCCUCCGAGCUGGCCCACGUGAAGCAGCUGGCGUGUUCCAUCGUGGACCAGAAGUUCCCCGAGUGUGGCUUCUAUGGCCUUUAUGACAAGAUCCUGCUCUUCAAGCAUGACCCCACGUCGGCCAACCUCCUGCAGCUGGUGCGCUCUGCGGCAGACAUCCAAGAGGGCGACCUGGUGGAGGUGGUGUUGUCAGCCUCAGCCACCUUUGAGGACUUCCAGAUCCGCCCCCACGCCCUGACCGUGCACUCGUACCGCGCACCGGCCUUCUGCGACCACUGCGGGGAGAUGCUUUUCGGCCUGGUGCGCCAGGGCCUCAAGUGCGACGGCUGCGGGCUGAACUACCACAAACGCUGCGCCUUCAACAUCCCCAACAACUGCAGCGGGGCGCGCAAGCGGCGGCUGUCAUCCACGUCGCUGGCCAGUGGCCAUUCGGUGCGACUGGGCAGCUCCGAGUCCCUGCCCUGCACGUCCGAGGAGCUGAGCCGCAGCACUACGGACCUGCUGCCGCGCCGUCCCCCGUCCUCGUCCUCUUCUGCCUCCUUCUACACCGGCCGCCCCAUCGAGCUGGACAAGAUGCUGCUGUCCAAAGUGAAGGUGCCACAUACCUUCCUCAUCCACAGCUACACGCGCCCCACGGUCUGCCAGGCUUGCAAGAAGUUGCUCAAAGGCCUCUUCCGCCAAGGCCUGCAGUGUAAAGACUGCAAGUUUAACUGCCAUAAACGCUGUGCCACCCGUGUCCCUAAUGACUGUCUGGGAGAGGCAUUUAUCAACGGAGACGUGCCCAUGGAAGAGGCUACCGACUUCAGUGAGGCGGAUAAGAGCGCGCUCGCAGAGGAGCCAGACGACUCUGGGGUCAUUCCCGGCUCCCACUCAGAGAACGCCCUGCACACCAGCGAGGAGGAGGAUGGUGAGGAAGGCAAGGCCCAGAGCUCCCUGGGGUACAUCCCCCUAAUGAGGGUGGUGCAAUCGGUGCGACACACGACUCGGAAGUCCAGCACCACGCUGCGUGAGGGCUGGGUGGUCCAUUACAGCAACAAGGACACGCUGAGGAAGCGGCACUACUGGCGCCUGGACUGCAAGUGCAUCACGCUCUUCCAGAACAACACAACCAACAGAUACUACAAGGAGAUCCCACUGUCCGAGAUCCUCACGGUGGAGCCCGCCCAGAACUUCAGCCUCGUGCCCCCGGGGACCAACCCGCACUGCUUCGAAAUCAUCACAGCCAAUGCCACCUACUUUGUGGGCGAGACACCGGGCGGGGCCCCCGGGGGCCCCCACGGGCAGGGUGCUGAGUCGGCUCGGGGCUGGGAGACGGCCAUCCGCCAGGCCCUGAUGCCUGUCAUCCUCCAGGACGCAGCCAGUGCGCCAGGCCACACACCCCACAGACAAGCCUCUCUGAGCAUCUCUGUGUCCAACAGCCAGAUCCAAGAGAACGUGGACAUCGCCACGGUCUACCAGAUCUUCCCAGAUGAAGUACUGGGCUCCGGGCAGUUUGGCGUGGUCUAUGGAGGAAAGCACCGCAAGACAAGCCGUGAUGUGGCAGUGAAGGUCAUUGACAAGCUGCGCUUCCCCACCAAGCAGGAGAGCCAGCUGCGGAACGAGGUGGCCAUACUACAGAGCCUGCGGCACCCCGGCAUCGUGAACCUGGAGUGCAUGUUUGAGACACCCGAAAAGGUGUUCGUGGUGAUGGAGAAGCUGCACGGGGACAUGCUGGAGAUGAUCCUGUCCAGCGAGAAGGGCCGGCUGCCCGAGCGCCUUACCAAGUUCCUCAUCACCCAGAUUCUGGUGGCGCUGAGACAUCUGCACUUCAAGAACAUCGUCCACUGUGACCUGAAACCGGAAAACGUGCUGCUGGCGUCAGCGGACCCAUUUCCACAGGUCAAGCUGUGUGACUUCGGCUUCGCGCGCAUCAUCGGCGAGAAGUCGUUCCGGCGCUCGGUGGUGGGCACGCCCGCCUACCUGGCGCCCGAGGUGCUGCUCAACCAGGGCUACAACCGCUCGCUGGACAUGUGGUCGGUGGGUGUGAUCAUGUACGUCAGCCUCAGCGGCACGUUCCCCUUCAAUGAGGACGAGGACAUCAACGACCAGAUCCAGAACGCCGCCUUCAUGUACCCGGCCAGUCCCUGGAGCUGCAUCUCGGCUGGCGCCAUCGACCUCAUCAACAACCUGCUGCAGGUGAAGAUGCGCAAGCGCUACAGCGUGGACAAAUCUCUCAGCCACUCGUGGCUGCAGGAGUACCAGACGUGGCUGGACCUCCGGGAGCUGGAAACCAAGAUGGGCGAGCGGUACAUCACACACGAGAGCGACGAUGCGCGCUGGGAGCAGUUCAUGGCAGAGCAGCCUCUUCCUGGAACGUGCCCUGCUGGGGAGCUGGGCAGGGCCUGCUUGCCCCAGGACCAUGAGAUGCAGGGCUUGGCCGAGCGCGUCAGCGUCCUUUGAGGCAAUGUCCCGCCACCGGCUGCUGCCCUAGUCCGGUCCAAGACUGUUCUCAGAGGAUGCGAGAGAACCUGUGGGGGGAGGCUGGGCUGGGAGGAGGGGGUGGGGGUUGUCGUCCUCCUCCUAACCCCCAGGCCGCUCCUUUGUCCCCGGUCAUUAAAACAGACUUUUCUCGGCCUCUGGCAGCACCCCAUUCCUGAGUUGCUGGCCUGUUCUCCAAGAUGGAGCUCUUCGAGCUGAGCAGGAGGCCAGGGCAAGGCAGAGUGGAAAGGCCGGGGAGAGGCGACGAAAGGCAGCCUGUGGUAGAGAUGCAAUAGGAGGCCGUGGGGGCUGGAUGGGGGAGCAAAGCCAGGGAGAAGAGGAGUAAUGGAGGAGAGAGUGGGGGCAUGACCUGGAAGAAGACAAGUGACUAGACUUACCCCUGGAUAGGUCCUGAUAACAACCAUCAUCAAUUAAAAAUUUUACUCGGGGCCAGCAUGGUGGCUUAGCUGCUAAAACUGCUUGCCACACUGGAAGCCCAUGUGGGCAUCAUCUUGAACUCCCGGCUAUGCUGCUUCUGGUCCAGCUCCCUGCUAAGCCUCUGGGAAAACAUCAGAGAAUGGCUCAAGAGCUUGGGUCCCUGCACCCACGUGGGGCACUUGGCGGAAGCUGCUGGCUCCUGGCUUCAUUUCAGCCCAGCUGCUUUACUUCCCAUCCAACUCCCUGCUUGUGGCCUGGAAAAACAGCAUAGGAUGGCUCAAAUCUUUUGGGACCCUGCACCCGUGAGGGAGACCUGGAGGAAGCUCUUGGCUUCGGAUUCACUCAGCCCGGGCCAUUGUCACUGGGGAGUGAAUCAGCAGAUCUUUCUCUGUUCUCCAUCUUUAUGUAAAUUAUGUAAGUUUGUCUUUCUCUUAAAAAAAAAAUCGCACAUGAUGGAGAGAAGGAAAGGACUUUAUCCAAGAAGGGGAGGAGGCCACAAGGUAAGCCCUGGCCUGUGACUCCCACUUCUGAUGCAGCUUCCUGCCAAUGUGCCGAGGAAGGAUGGGCCAAGUGCUACCCACAGGGGAGAACCGGGAGAAGCUCCUGGCUUCAGGUCGGCUCAGCCUUGGUCACUGCAGACAUUUGGGGAGUGAACUGGUGUAAUGAUGAUCUUUCUCUCCCUUUCUGUGGCUGCCUUCCAACUAAAUAAAAUAACCCUUUUUUAAGAAAAUAAUGUAU